GGUCUUCUAUUAAACAGCUGCUUGAUUAACUUUACUGGUUAACUUUGACUAGACCUAUGAUGCUCCUUUAUGACUGAAUAAAUUAGUUGACACAUGCACUCAGUUAAGCUCGCACAAGGACGAACAAGCUAACAUGGGCAAUCACAUAAUGUGCGGAUUAGUAGAAUGUGUUGGCUUGUUCACAGAGAUAAGUACUUUCCUGAAUUUUCUCGGUAAAUAACACUUGAAACAUUUUCACAGAGAUCAGCGUUUCAUAGGCGGACUUAACUCGAGUUAAGUCGGCUUUUAAGCCAAGUACGCGGACUUAGCCUGAGUCGCCUACAAAGCGGGUUGCAUGUUCAGUCUCAACCCCGGUUUCCGUCUUAAAAUUUAAGACUGCUGCCACCCUGGCUUAACUCCUGGCUUAGCCUCCACACGCUGCUUACGCAUGCGCACACUGCAGUUGUCGUAGUUGUUUACUGAGUCGCCCUGAGUAUACGAUUGAGAAGAUACAGAAUGUUCAUUACUUCACAGGGAUGAUCAAAUCCAUUUGAAAUGUAUGAAGUCGAUAUGUUUCAUCGUUUUCGAUUCCGUCGAUAACUUAGUGGAAAAAGAUUUCGACCAUUUUCAACCAAAAUUCUCUGUUCCGCCUUUGUUGCAGACAGAAAUGAUGAAAAGAAAAAUUAAGCUGUUAUUGUUGCUCAUUCUGAUGAGUACGUGUGUUUAUUUUAUGAUCUACACUGACAUCACAUACAGUCAUGUGACUUUGUGGUCUUUUCUAAAACCAAACAGCAAAGAUCGUCUUGUGAGUGAGAAACACGACGAUAACAUAACCAGCCUGUAUCUUCAAAGAUGGGAAGUUUAUAAAACUGCGAAAGAGCAUUUUGCCACUAGGAUUUGUGGUAAUAAAGAUGUGGGACCCUGUGUGGAUCCUGCUUGUAACACGACCUUCCUGCCGCCCAGGGCGAGACUACAGCGUCUUGUGAGCACCCAGUACAACGUCAGCUCCCGCCAUCUUGAGGUGCUGCGCUCCUUGGGGGCCCGGGUGCCGCCCGCCGACCUCGUCUUCCUCACGGCGGCCUCAGAGGACCAUUUUGAUGAGAGUCAGGGUGUCAUCAGGGACCUGCAUGAAAAGGUCUUUCCCUGGCUCACCGGCAACACAAACUAUACUUAUAACUUGAUCUACUAUGACCUGGGACUCGCCAACAAAAGCCUGGCGCUGCUCACUAAGUACUGCAGAUGUCACGUGCUGAGUUUCCCAUUCCAGUCGCUACCUGAUAUCUUCAAGAAUCUCAGAACGUACCAGUGGAAGCCCUUACUUGUGAGGGCGCACAGCCCGCACUCCAAGAUACUGAUGUGGAUGGAUGCUUCGGUCCGCUUCAAGUCCGGUGAUGUCAGCCUCAUCAUCCAGCGUGUCAUGGCCGACGGAUUUUUCAUUCAACGCGACGGCUGGAUGAUGCCGAGACACGUGAUGCCAGUGAUGCUGCAGUAUUUUCACACUGAAGCCUGUCUCCUCGCCCCCUUCUAUGAGACGGAAGCAAACUUCUUUGUGGUCAAGAACGAGCCGCUGAUGAGCCAAGUUGUACUGGAUCCUUGGGUCGCCUGUGCAUUUGCCCCGAGAUGUGUUUAUCCAGGUGAUGACUGGAUUAAACUCUUACCGUGUCAUGGUGACAAACGAGGCUAUAGUGUGUGUCACAGAUUCGACCAGGCGGCUCUAGGUGUGAUUCUUGUUACACUGUUUGACUUUAAACUGUCACACCUUGUAGUUCCUGACAACAAUGUUAAUAUUCAGAGAGACAACCUAGUAAAGUAUUUUCCCAGCACAGUUUAAGUAAUCUAUAUUUCCCAUUUUUUAUGCAACCUAUCAACUAUAUUCUCGGAAGAAGGAGAAUUCCCUUCUCUGUUAUUUUCGUCGAUUUGACUUCUUACUUCAGAAAUAUAGUAAAACUUCUGUACUAUGACCCGAUUACGAAUCGCACUCUGUCACGAACCACACAUUUUUCAUGGACGCAUUUCGCUAAAUAAACACCAUCUCUAUUGUGACUACCUCCACAACCCGACUUAUGGCCAACACUCUGAGCUCCUUUACCACUUUAUGCUCCUUCUUGUCUUUUUUUCACAAAUGCACGACUCAUGGUUGUGCUUCCUAACGAUCAUUUUGGAGAAGUCACAUGCUAAUAAAAAUGAAAGAAUAUUAUGUACGUUCUCAUAUUCUCUCUCUCUUUCUCUCUCUCUCUCUCUCUCUCUCUCUCUCUCUCUCACACACAGCUCUUAGAUUUUACCCACAUAAGUUUGAGGUGACACAAAGUGUCUGCACAGCUGCCUACAAUAUAUCAAUUAAUUCUACUCAGUGGUACUACAACCUUAAGAACUAUUAACAUUUAGAAAUGAAGGUUUGGAUUGUAACUAAUGUGUCAAGUUAUAGACAUUGUUAGUAGUGUGCUCUGGAAUUAUAGGUGUAUUGUAUAUUUAUAUUGGUAUGACUUUUAAUUUACGAUCACUCUAAAUGUCACUGAAUAAAUGUAAACGUCUAUUGGAGUAAAAUAUAAGUUAUAUAUUAUACAUAAUGUAUAAUGAAGGUACAAACUUUUAAAUUUUAGAAAUGGAGAUGUAGAUUGUAACUAGUGUGUUAACCUAUAAAAAUGUUUAUCAUUGA
Pomacea canaliculata is the source of this 2635-nucleotide messenger RNA. RefSeq lists its product as uncharacterized. The transcript is spliced from 7 exons. NCBI's taxonomy places the organism in Eukaryota, Metazoa, Mollusca, Gastropoda, Architaenioglossa, Ampullariidae. The coding region runs from base 539 to 1810 and encodes 423 amino acids. The record is from RefSeq and is a predicted model, not a curated record.